Molecule: messenger RNA, 1300 nt
Organism: Drosophila gunungcola (fruit fly)
Lineage: Eukaryota; Metazoa; Arthropoda; Insecta; Diptera; Drosophilidae
Gene: png
Exons: 1
Coding region: 178-1050 (290 amino acids)
Biological process (GO): protein phosphorylation
Cellular component (GO): cytoplasm
Molecular function (GO): protein serine/threonine kinase activity; ATP binding
Source: RefSeq, a predicted model, not a curated record
AUUUGUAUUUUUUUUUUUUUUUAUUUUAGCUGUCGAGCUUAACGGUUUUAUUUCGCUGCGUAUUUGGCAUCUCUAGAUCUAUGUCCAAUCGAUACAUGGCGCUCGUUCCCAGAUUUAACGGUAAGCAGAAGGCAUUCUGGGAUCCUCCGUUAAAACAACCUCCGGAAGACUUUCGACAUGGAACUGGGCGACUCCAAGCUGAAGGCGGUUCGCAUACUGGGCCAGGGAACCUUCGGCCGGGUGUUCCUCUGCUAUCAGCACGAGGGGCGCGGUCAGCCGGACCGGAGGGUGUGUGUCAAGCGGAUCAUCGUCCGGAACCCCAAAACCGAGCUGGGACUCAUCAAGGAGGAGGUGUACAUCAUCUCGCAGCUGCGCCACCCGCACAUCGUCGAGUUCCUGCGCUCCUUCAGCCACGCGGGCACGGUUAACAUAGUGAUGGAGUACGUGCCCAACGGCACCCUUAGGGAGGUUAUCCGGCAGCUGCCGGGAACGGGAGGCCUCCAUCCGGAGCGGCUGCUGCGCUACUUCCGCGACAUGGUCGUGGGCCUGGAGUACCUGCACAUCCGCUGCGUCAUCCACCGGGACGUGAAGCCGGAGAACAUGCUGCUCGACGCCAGCGACCGCGUCAAAAUCGCCGACUUUGGGAUCUCUAACGUGCAUGCGCCCAGCACUCAGCUGCAGGCGGGCCUGGGCACGCCCAUGUACAUGGCCCCGGAGGCGAUGUCCAGCCAGGGCAAGGUGGACUUCAAGUCGGACGUGUGGUCGCUGGGGCUGGUCCUCUACGAGCUGUGUCUCGGGCGCAGCCCCUUUGCCGCCCUGCUGGACCAAAAGGCCACUCUGGCCCAGUUGCACGCUGUAAUCCAGGCGCUGGCCCGUCCCCGGCUCGACUGCAUGCUCAUCCGGAGACUCCACGACCCCGUGUGGGCAAACCUCUGCGAGCUCAUGAUCGUAUACGAGCAGGAGUCCCGCAUGUGUGUGCCGGAUCUCUUUCUUGUGGACGCCAGGAUCACGGCGGCGCUAUACAAGCACUACUUCAACUACAGCUACUAGCGGAGAGAAGCCUUUGAUCCUCCAGAGCUGCACGGGAAAACCUUGAAAACGUCAUCUUAGUACUCUUAAAACUACCCUAGAUUAAGCAAUAAACUGUGUUCCUACAAAGGAUUUCCCAAAUUUAACAAUUAACAAUUAAAUGUCAAUAACAUAUCCUUUAAUUUCUGGUCUCUGUCUCUAACUUCAAAUGUAAUUUUUGUACUUUUAAGCCUAGGCUAAAUUAAGCAAUAAAAAAAGAUGUGAACUGUGA